AUGUCGCGACAGCUACUCUUGCAGUUCGAAGGCUGGUGUCAAGAAUCGUGGCCGGAAACAAAGCUUCAACGCAACUUUAGUGGUUCCAAUGGGUACUAUGAUCAUUCAGCACUAUUGCUUUUGAAAUCGAAACAGCAAGGCGCACGCGCAAGGAGGCUUGAGAACACUCUUUAUGCCUUCUUACGUGAUUUGAAUCUGUCUUAUAAGUGGUCCCAGCAUCAGACAGAAUCCAACAAAGAGGCUCAGCGGGAUAUCUUUCGAAGGUUUGCUACGGCUUUCAAAGGCAUACUAGAGGAAGCCCACGAGAAGAGCACAUCAAGGGAGCACGAUAUAUGCGGUAAACUGAGUUCUCUGAACUUGAACCGGUGA
Penicillium canescens is the source of this 369-nucleotide messenger RNA. RefSeq lists its product as uncharacterized. Lineage: Eukaryota; Fungi; Ascomycota; Eurotiomycetes; Eurotiales; Aspergillaceae. Bases 1 to 369 code for a protein of 122 amino acids. The record is from RefSeq and is a predicted model, not a curated record. The transcript has a single exon.